CAUAUAUUUGCUUAUUUUAGGGCAUGAUAUCCACUUCCAUGAUAAGAAGAUUGCUUUACUGGAAGCUGGUCCUAGGAAAGAAUAUGAUCGCAUGCCGGACAGUUACAGUAACAGGGUCAGUUCCAUCUCCCCAGGAUCAGCAACCCUCCUAAGCAGUUUUGGUGCCUGGGAUCAAGUCUGCAGCCUGAGACUCAAACCGUUCCGGCGAAUGCAGGUGUGGGAUGCUUGUUCAGAAGCCAUGAUCGUUUUUGAGAAAGAUGACUUAGAUGACAUGGGUUACAUAGUGGAGAAUGAUGUCAUUAUGUCUGCUCUCACAAAACAGUUAGAUGCAGUAGCAGACCGGGUGGAGGUUUUCUACAGGAGCAGAGCAGUCGGGUAUACCUGGCCCCUUCCCUCUCACAGCUGUGACACAAGCCCUUGGGUCCAAAUUGAGUUAGCUGAUGGACGCAGACUUCAGACCAAACUACUGAUUGGUGCGGAUGGUCAUAACUCUGUAGUCCGGAAGGAAGCUGAAAUUAAGAACAUCGAGCAUCGGUAUGACCAGUCAGCUGUGGUGGCAACUCUUCAUUUGUCUGAGGCCACAGACAAUAAUGUAGCAUGGCAGAGGUUCCUUCCCACAGGGCCAAUUGCACUUCUUCCGCUGUCUGACACUGCCAGCUCUCUGGUCUGGUCUACAUCUCAUGAACAUGCAUCGGAACUUCUCGCUAUGGAUGAGGAAAGUUUUGUUGGUAGCAUCAACUCUGCCUUUUGGAGCAACGUAAACCACUCUGACUUCAUUGAUGCUGCUGGGGCCAUGUUUCGAUCUGCUAUUUCACUCCUGAAGCCCUCGGGGACUGCAGUCCGUCAGCUGCCCCCAAGCAUUGCUAAAGUAGAUCCAGAGAGCCGAGCCAUGUUCCCUCUUGGACUGGGGCAUGCGACAGAGUAUGUCCGGCACCGUGUGGCUCUUAUUGGGGAUGCAGCACACAGAGUCCACCCACUUGCAGGACAAGGUGUAAACCUGGGCUUUGGUGAUAUUGCGUGUUUAGCUCAUCACCUCAGUGCAGCAGCCUUCAAUGGGAGCGAUCUGGGCUCCUUGAAACAUCUCUUAAAGUUUGAGACAGAACGCCAGAGGCACAAUGUCUCCUUGAUAGCUGCUACUGAUGUGCUAAAGAGGCUUUACUCCACGAGGCUGACUCCCUUGGUGUUGCUGAGGACCUGGGGAUUGCAAGCAACAAAUGCCCUGCCUCCUGUCAAAGAGCAAAUCGUGGCUUUUGCCAGCAAGUGAUCUGUUGUCGGUUUGGAACAGCAGCUUGCCAGUGAAUGCAUUGCCUUUAUGUGACUGACGU
Messenger RNA from Cariama cristata (Red-legged seriema), 1325 nucleotides. RefSeq names its product coenzyme Q6 monooxygenase (gene COQ6). The record is from RefSeq and is a predicted model, not a curated record. Gene Ontology annotation, molecular function: oxidoreductase activity, acting on paired donors, with incorporation or reduction of molecular oxygen, NAD(P)H as one donor, and incorporation of one atom of oxygen; FAD binding; 2-octaprenyl-6-methoxyphenol hydroxylase activity. The transcript is spliced from 11 exons. Gene Ontology annotation, biological process: ubiquinone biosynthetic process. The annotation marks the transcript as partial. Lineage: Eukaryota; Metazoa; Chordata; Aves; Cariamiformes; Cariamidae. Gene Ontology annotation, cellular component: mitochondrion.